AUGGCUCCGCGGGUGCCGUGGCAACUAUGCCUAUCUGCUGUAGUCGUGCUCGCGUCGCUCUGCUCGCUAAGUCGUGCUGACGUCACUCUUCCCGAUCCACAGCGACCCGGCCUCUUCUAUUUCUUCAUGUCCGGGCAGAUUGUGGUGGUGGACCCAGUGUCGCAGAAGGUGGUAACGAAGAUCAACCAGACGUCGCAAGGCGCCCCCGCGCCCUUCCCCAACUCCUGCCCCGGCCACCCCAUGCAAGGCACAUGGAACCGGCACACGACGGGCAUCGACCAGCAGACCAUUUUCAUCACCGCCAGCUUCCAGCAGCCCACGCCGCUGCGACUGCCGGGGCUGUCGGACAUGGUGCUCGUCGUCAACACGUCGUCGCAGAGCGUCGCAGCGUCCGUCGCCGUGCCCGACAUCCCCAACGACAUCGUCUUCGUGCCUGAAGUGGUGAGUGCUGACGUGGCGUGGGCCGUGGGAAGCGUGUUUGCCCACGCGGAUGUCAACGGCACCUUCGCCGUCAUUUCCGCGGCGCCGCCGUACACCUUGCAGCGCGCGCGCUUCUCCUCCGAGUUCGCCGAGGCGGGUUACGGCCGCCUCCUCGCCGACUCGGCGCUGAACGGCAAGGCGUUCCAGACGGCGUCGCAGAUGCCGGGCGUGUUCUCGCUGAACCUGUUCACGCAGUCGUCCGACGUGCCGUUCCUCGACUUCACCCAGGCCAUGCUGCAGUCCCAGCCCUGGCUGCCGCCCGACACGCCCAUCUACUGCCCCGGUGAGUUGCCAGCCAUGCGCGCAGCUCGUUCGCACGCUGCCGCGUUCGCACUUUACCGUUCGCACCCAUCUGUGGGCCUCUCGUGCGCCAAGGCGGGCAGCCCGCCCGACCCUAACGCGCCCGAACCGGGCAUCGUCGAGAUCGCCGGCGACGACAGCGUGCCCGUGGGGUACCUCAACUUCAAGGCGGACAGGCUGUACCUGACCCCGGAUGAGACCUUCCUGCUGGCCGUGGACAGCGGCGCGGGCGUGAUCCGAAUGGUGCAGAUGCUGCCGGGCGUGGGCAGCGACCAGGUGUUCUCGCUGCAGUGGCCUGACGUCACUCUGCCGCCCAACUCCAUACCCGACAAGAUCCUCUUCUAUCCCAAGGGCAUGUUCUACGUGGCGCUGGUGUCGCUGGUGCUCAAGGACAGCACGGCAGUGAUCGAUUUCAACAAGCUGCUCGCGUGUGGCGCGCAGUGCCCUCAAGACAACAUCGCCGCCGCCCUCACCUUCAUCAACACCGGCUACCAUGUGGCGCCACGUGCCAACAUGGAUCUGAGCAUAUCGUCGCGCAGCAUGGCUGUGGGGCAUCAGUUCGUGUGUGUGGCGGCCAAUCACGACAAGGCGGUGCACUGUAGCAACCUCGUUAACCCGGCAAACAACAAGAUCUACACCAACAUGUUUGACGUGCAAGAUAUAGUGUUUGUGGAGGGCAAGUAUCCGGGCGACCAGUCGUUCAUCCGCCCCAUCGACACCACAUUCGACUGCUCCUCCGCACCCACCACGCUAGACAAGCCACCUCCGCCCCCCUCGCCCUUGGACCUCGCCGUUGCCGCGCAUUUGAGAGGCUCCUAA
Molecule: messenger RNA, 1599 nt
Organism: Closterium sp. Naga37s-1
Lineage: Eukaryota; Viridiplantae; Streptophyta; Zygnematophyceae; Desmidiales; Closteriaceae
Source: the annotation of a GenBank genome assembly